Vicia villosa (hairy vetch) is the source of this 1283-nucleotide messenger RNA. RefSeq lists its product as uncharacterized. Gene Ontology annotation, molecular function: 5S rRNA binding; structural constituent of ribosome. Gene Ontology annotation, cellular component: ribosome. Bases 304 to 807 code for a protein of 167 amino acids. The record is from RefSeq and is a predicted model, not a curated record. The transcript has 5 exons. Gene Ontology annotation, biological process: translation. NCBI's taxonomy places the organism in Eukaryota, Viridiplantae, Streptophyta, Magnoliopsida, Fabales, Fabaceae.
CUAAAAUGAAGCUUCACUCUAAAAUUAAAAAAAAUUAAAGAACAAUCUGACCGGAUAAAGGGGGAGGAGUCGAUUGUGGGCGGCCAGAAGCAGCGAGAAAUUCAUUCAUGUUUUACAUUUUCAUUCCUUUCUUCAGAUUUUCCUUCCCUUCUCCUGGUGCGAGGAUGCAAUUCCAGCGCAAUUUCCUACCGUAACCCUCCGUCCCGCACCGCGAUUUCUCUCUAAAGCAAACAAAUUGUUAUUCCUAACUUCAAUUUCAUUCUCACUCUUCACAGCUGACACAGCGCUUGAGGGUCUUACAUUAUGAUUCAAGUAGCGAAUCCGUUCGAAUUACUUCAAUUUAAGACUUCUUCUUUCUUCGGAAACAUCACAAAACCCUUAAUUUCCUUCCAACAAGCACAAACUAGAAGUUUUAUUAGGAAACCGUUAGUUAUCAAAGCUAGGGCAAAUGCUAGAAAAGAAAGUGCCAAAAUUCGAAACAGAAAAAUGCAGAAAAAGUUUAAUGGAACAGCAACACAUCCAAGGCUUUCGGUAUUUUGCUCCGAUAAGCAAUUGUAUGCAAUGCUGGUAGAUGAUCAAAAUAAGAAGUGUUUGUUCUACGGAAGUACGCUGCAGAAAUCGUUCCGAGAAAAUCCUCCUUGUAGUACUGCUGAAGCUGCUCAACGAGUUGGGGAGGCUCUUGUGAAAGUCUGUGUUGAUCUCGACAUAAAUGAAAUAUCAUCGUACGAUCGCAAUGGGUUCGGUCACGGAGAAAGGCUAAAUGCCUUUGAGAUUGCCAUUUCGAAUUAUGGAUUCUUGUCUAGAUAGGACAAACCAACAAUUGAAGAAUCUUAUAACUAAAGUUUGUAAGUAGGUCGAGCAAAGUUUGUUGUAAAUUGCAACCAUUUGAUGAAAAGUUUGGAGUACAGGUGAAGUGCUGCGCAUGAAGAAAUGUCUGGUGUCACCUAAUUGAUGAUGCAAAGCCAUAUGUUGACUCAAGGUAUAAGACUGACACGAAACUAGCUCCAUGCACAGUGCAAUGAAUGAAUACAAGAUCCAAUGGAUAUUAUACCAUGAUUCAAGAAACCAUCCGGGAAACUAGCACCAUGCACAGUCUGUAUAACAAAAGGGAAGUUUUAAGAGAAUUUACAUGAAGAAAUUUUUACUUGAAGCGUGUGAAACAAAAUCAUAUGAAUACUAUUUGAUGACUAGAAAAUUGAAGCACCAGUGCUAUUCCUAAAAUUGUAUUAUUUACAAUAUUUUUCCUCAUGCUAUAAAUAAAUAUCAUCAUUUCCAAAAUACAA